AUGGCAAGUACUACAGGUGUCUCCGGUGCACUUAUUCUAGAAGUUCUUAACCGUAAUAACUAUAAAAAGUGGAGAUUGCGGGUAGAAACUUAUUUGUUGGCUGAAGAUCUAUGGGAGGUUGUCGAAACAAUCAGGGAACCCGCUGCAAAUCUUGAAGAUGAUGAAUCCGAAUACAAGGCUUGGAAAAGAAAGAAUGCCAAGGCUUUAUACGCAAUCCAAAAUUCAUGCGGGCCGGAGAUGUUUCACUUCAUAAGCGAAACAAAAAUGGCCAAAAGUGCCUGGGAGACUUUGGAAAAAGACAAUUUUCACAAAAACUUGGCAGGGCAUGUUGAGAACAGUGCCGAAAACUUCGAGCCCUACGUGCCGUUCACCGAAUUUGUGAGCGAAGGUGAUUGGGAUAAGGCAAAGGAGUGCCUUAAACUCAAAGAACUAGAUCUCCACAGCGCCAUAAGAGCAAUUGAUCCAAGAGACGGGUUUGGAAACACAGCCAUUCACGUAGCAGCCAGGAAUGGGCACGUGAAUAUCGUGAAAGAGUUGGUGCUGUUGAUGACCCAUGAAGAUUUGAAAAUGAAAAACGCUAAAGGUUCCACAGCUCUUCAUUUAGCAGCAAGGAAUGGGCAUCUGCAUACUGUGAAAGAGUUAGUGUUGUUGAUGGGAGAAGAACUAAACAGCAUUGGUAACACAGCUCUUCACUCAGCAGUCCUUGGAGAGAAGGUGGACAUUGUGAAAGAGUUGGUGCGGUUUAUGAGACAAAAAGACUUGAAAAGAAAAAACAACAAUGGUGACACAGCUCUUCACCUAGCAGUCAAGAAGGGAAAUGUGCCUAUAGUGAAAGAUUUAGCGGCGUUGGUGGGAGAAGUGAGAGGCCCUGAUGGUGACACUGCUCUUCAUAUAGCAGUCAAGAUGGGGGCUACAAAAAUUGUGAAAGAGUUGGUGUCGUUGAUGAGAAGGGAAGAUUUGUCAAUAAAAAAUGAUGAAGGCUACACAGCUUUUCACCUAGCAGUAAAGAAGGGUAAUGUGCCUACUGUGAAAGAGUUCAUGACAAAAGAAAAAGAGCGCAAUUUUAAUAGCUAUACUCAGUUCAUCACUUAUGUGGCAAAUGGUGAUUGGGAUAAUGCAAAGGAGUACCUUAAGGAUGAUCCCUGUGACGCAAUAACGAUAGUGGAUCCAAGAGACGGAUAUGGAAACACUGCUCUUCAUGUAGCUGCUAGAAAAGGGCAUGUGCAUAUUGUGAAAGAAUGGAUAUCGUUGUUGAAGGUGAGAAAAGAAAAUUUGCAAUUGAAAACCGUAGAAGAUUUCGCAACUUUUGGUUCUAGUAUAAAUUUAGGGGUGACUGAAGAAGUUCUCAUGGAAAGGGCCAAAUAUAUGGUUGAACAGUACGAGAAAACACCUACCACCAUUUUGGAUGUACAAAAUGCACAAGGUUCCACAGCCCUUCACAUAGCAGUAUCAAAGGGUAAUUUAGAUAUUGUCAGAGAGUUGGUGCCAUUAAUGAGAGAAGAAGAUUUAGAGAUAAAAGAUGUUAAAGGAUGCACAGCUCUUCACAAUGCAGUCAAGAAGGGUUAUAUUGAUAUUGUGAAAGAGUUGGUGCCAAAGAUGAGACACGAAGGUGUGGAAUUAAAAAUAGACGAGGGCUACAAUGCACUUCACCUUGCAGUCAUGUGGGGGCAUAUGAAUAUUGCGAAAGAGGUGAUGCCAUUUAUGAGAAAAGAAGCUUUGGAAGAAAAAGACGGCGGAGGUUAUACAGCUUUAGGCCGUGCGUUAGAUGAACUCAAGGAUAAGGACGUGAUGGAAAUAGCCAAGUACAUGGCUGAAAACAACAAUAAAGUAUUUGGCAUCAAGGUGGCUCCUUUGAACUGGAUUCCAGUUGUCGACUGUUUCUGUAAGGGAAAAUCCCAUUUGUGUCCCUAUCUCUAUUCUGUUACUCCGCUUGAAUAUCUAAUGCCCGAGCGCGGUCCGGAUGGCGCGUACUUGAUUAUCCGGUGCUUUAGAGUGAAGCAGUUUGGUAAGAGUCUCAACAACUGUAUUUAUGCCAAUUUGCAUUCCUUUUUUAUAAAUUAA
Messenger RNA from Rosa rugosa (rugosa rose), 2061 nucleotides. RefSeq lists its product as uncharacterized. Lineage: Eukaryota; Viridiplantae; Streptophyta; Magnoliopsida; Rosales; Rosaceae. The record is from RefSeq and is a predicted model, not a curated record. The transcript is spliced from 3 exons. The coding region runs from base 1 to 2061 and encodes 686 amino acids. Gene Ontology annotation, molecular function: protein binding.